Messenger RNA from Truncatella angustata, 1452 nucleotides. RefSeq lists its product as uncharacterized. Bases 1 to 1452 code for a protein of 483 amino acids. The transcript has 6 exons. Gene Ontology annotation, molecular function: oxidoreductase activity. The record is from RefSeq and is a predicted model, not a curated record. NCBI's taxonomy places the organism in Eukaryota, Fungi, Ascomycota, Sordariomycetes, Amphisphaeriales, Sporocadaceae.
AUGUGUGUUCAUGAAAUACCGUUUAUUACGUGGCAUAGGCCAUAUCUUGUCUUGUAUGAACAAACCCUUGGGCGCCUAAUACAGAAUAUAUCCCUUCAAUAUACAGGAGAUGAUGCUGUUUCGUAUCGAUCGGCUGCGCAAGACUUCAGGAUUCCCUACUGGGAUUGGGCGGUUGAUUCACACCUGCCGCCUUCGACAACAUGGCCUGAAAUCACGAUUAGUACACCCACCGGCAAAGAGAGAAUGGCCAACCCUCUCUAUAGCUUUUCGUGGCCUGAUUAUCCGCUUAAUCACGAAUCUGACUGGUUUCCGACCUCAGAUGAUCCUAUUUUCUGGAAUUUUACUGGUUCACAAAGACAACUCGACGACGACGGGACUCUGUUGCAGUUAAACACAUCCGCCUUAACGGACAAAUAUAGUGUCUUGUCGAAAACCAAGGACUUCGAUUCCAUGGCAUCAACAAAUAACCGCGGCCCCAGUCUGGAGGACCCGCAUAAUGACAUCCAUGUCAAUACGGGAAGAUUUAUGCAGAAUCCGGUAUACUCGGCUUUCGACCCACUCUUCUGGCUUCACCACGCCAACGUAGACCGCUUCUUCGCUCUCUGGCAAGCGAUCAAUCACAACACAACUUACCAAACGCAACCGGCAAAUAUCACUUCUGGAACUUUCACGCAGGCGAAGAACACAUGGAUGACAGCCGACAGCCCCUUGACACCAUUCUACCAAGGCGACGGACAAGACAUGCACACCGGCAGAAGCAUAGCAUCUAUCAAGACCUUUGGCUACACGUACCCGGAGAUUAACGACUGGUCCAUGAGCCCCGAACACACACGACAGCUCGUCAUCCGACAAGUCAACCAGAUGUAUGGACCGUACAAGAUAGAAAUAAAGCCGGGAAGAACUACAGCAAUACCCUACCGCCAUCUGCAACGUCAACGCAGAGAGCGUGACGCACUGAACGCAGAGAGACAGUACUACGUGCAAAUAGGAGUGGACCGGUCCGAACUAGAUCUUCCAUGCACCAUCAAAGUCAUGCUGGGACCAGAUAUCCUCGCAGGGACUGUGAAUAUCAUGGCGAUGCCUGCUAUAGGCCGCACAAACUCCGAGAUCCAGCUCAACCGGGCGAUCAAGCAGCUGACUCAGUGCGUUGAGGAUAAAACAGUAGUGCCAUUGCUAGAGAGCAAGUUCAGGCUUGAAAUAAGAAAGUUUGAUGGGGCGGUGAUCCCGCUUGAGACGGUGCCGAGCCUCGCGGCUGAUGUUCAAAGCGUCGAUGUUCAAAUCCCGGAAACCGACGAUGAACUUCCGGACUACGGUGCUUUUAUAACCAGCUAUCCAAAGAUUGGGAGGCCUUCACAUGGUUACGCUCCGUCUGGAAAGGGGGAGAAUACCAGCUCAAGGUUGAGUUACUUUAGGAAAACAUGGAAUGAAAUUCUGGAAAUGAUAAGGUGGUAA